This is a messenger RNA of Diutina rugosa, 489 nucleotides long. RefSeq lists its product as uncharacterized. Lineage: Eukaryota; Fungi; Ascomycota; Pichiomycetes; Serinales; Debaryomycetaceae. The record is from RefSeq and is a predicted model, not a curated record. The coding region runs from base 1 to 489 and encodes 162 amino acids. The transcript has a single exon.
AUGCUGCUUCCGCAAGUAACCAUUGAGUACUGCGCCAAGUGCAAAUGGCAGCAGCGGGCGGUGUGGUACCUCCAGGAGCUCUUACAGACGUUUGACGGCAGUCUUGGAGCGAUCACGUUGGUCCCCGUGUACGAUUCCCCCGGGGUGUUUGGCGUGUAUCUCACUACAGACACUGAUACGAAGAAGCCCCUAUACAAACGCAAAUUCAAUAAACCCGAGCUUGCCGCGAAAUACGGGGAAACGAUGACUGAGCCUUACUGGCACCUGGGGUUCCCCGAUGCUAAAUUCCUCAAACAGCUCAUCAAAAACGAGAUCGGCGCCCAAGUGGGCCACCACAUCUCGCUGUAUCCCACUACGGGUUUGACUACUGGUACUGAGAAGAAGGAGACUGAGGGGCAAGCGUGUGUGGCUGGUUCCGAUAAGGCCGGAGCGUGUGUGGCUGGUUCCGCUAAAGCCGAAGCGUGUAAAGACUGCGUGGCGAAUGAGUAG